Prunus armeniaca (apricot) is the source of this 1404-nucleotide messenger RNA. Lineage: Eukaryota; Viridiplantae; Streptophyta; Magnoliopsida; Rosales; Rosaceae. The record is from the annotation of a GenBank genome assembly.
AUGGACUACGAGCUCUCGGAUAGCAGUGGUACAGAUGAUGACCUUCCGCCCUCUCAUCAAAAUAGAUUUCAAAGGGGAGGCCGAUCUUCUGGGAAUGGAAGAUCUGCAGCUGUGGGUUCUGCUUCAUUACCUAGGAUGCAUGGUGACAUGGAAACCCAAAUCCACCACAUUGAGCAAGAAGCAUACUGCUCGGUCCUGCGGGCUUUUAAAGCUCAAUCUGAUGCCAUCACCUGGGAUAAGGAAAGUUUAAUUACGGAACUUAGAAAGGAGCUGAGAGUAUCUGAUGAAGAACACAGAGAACUUUUGUCCAGGGUCAAUGCUGAUGACAUGAUCCGGAGGAUAAGGGAAUGGAGAAAAACAAGUGGGCUUCAACCUGGCACACUUACUGCUGCUCAGCCUGUUCAUGACCCCCUACCUAGUCCAACUGUUUCAGCAUCACGCAAGAAACAGAAAACAUCGCAGUCUGUAGCUUCCUUAUCGCUUGGUGCUCCAUCCCCCGCACUGCCUCCAUCCAUGCAACCGUCCUCAUCAGCCUUGAGACGAGGUCCUCCUCCAGGAGGUCGGACCAAGAAGCCAAAAUCAUCCUCUCAGUACCCUUCCACAAGUAUUACUGGAAGGCCCCAAGCCGCUAAUCGAGGUUCUUCUGGUGCCUUUGUGGCAAGUGAGCCUGCUGAGGGAGCAACUUAUGAUCCAUUAAUAGGAAGAAAAGUUUGGACAAGGUGGCCUGAAGACAACCACUUCUAUGAGGCUGUUAUAACUGAUUACAACCACGUUGAGGGCCGACACGCUCUGGUUUAUGAUAUUAAUACAGUGGAUGAGACAUGGGAAUGGGUCAAUCUAAAAGAGAUAUCUCCUGAAGAUAUUCGGUGGGAAGGUGAUGAUCCUGGGAUUUCUCGUAGAGGUGGUCGACCUGGACCUGGACCUGGCCGAGGGAUAAAAAAGUCCACAGCACGUGGUGGUGCAGUUUCAGGUGCAGGAAGAGGCAGAGGGGCCGCAAAGGGUCAGUCCAAGAAGGAUUUGCCUCCACAACAAAAUGGCAUUGGCAGGAAGGCAAUGAGCGAUAUUGAAAUACUUCAUACAGACUCUUUGAUUAAAGAGGUUGAAAAGGUUUUUGGAGCAAGCCAUCCUGAUCCCAUGGAGAUCGAGAAAGCCAAGAAAGUUCUCAAAGAGCAUGAACAGGCACUGGUUGAUGCAAUUGCAAGACUUGAAGAUGCAUCUGACGGUGAAAGUGAUGAACAUACAUUCUCUCAAAGACAACCAAUAGACCAAGAUCGAGGAUGGAGAAAACGGCAGUAUGAUGAAAUGGCCGAAGGUCGGGCAGUCGAUGGUGCAAAUGGUAAUAAAAUGACAAGAGAGGGUAGAAUUGCAUCGGACGAUCAACGUUUUGAGGGCGAUGACAUAUGA